Messenger RNA from Staurois parvus, 327 nucleotides. Lineage: Eukaryota; Metazoa; Chordata; Amphibia; Anura; Ranidae. The record is from the annotation of a GenBank genome assembly.
UACUGUGCGAGCUGUAAUUGGUCAUAGCUUGUCACAUGGUACAAGGCUGUUGUGAAUAACCUUGUACCAUGUGACCUCUGCGAUCAUUCACAGAUUUCACUAGUAGUAAGCAAUGAUGUCAGCAAGUAACAUCUUGCUUACACCUAUUCAUCUGAUUGGCCAAUCAGUGAUCACAUGAUUGGGACCUCACAUAGAGGUACCAUACAGCGAUCAGUGGAGGGAGCACGCACAGGCAGGGAAUUCUGUGCGCACUCCCUAGCAGCGCACGGCACCUCGAUCUGGUGCUCGCUGUGUCCGGAGGACACCGAUCGCUGUACAGGACCUCUG